This is a messenger RNA of Mus musculus (house mouse), 3927 nucleotides long. It is a transcript of the gene Sec22a, whose product is annotated as SEC22 homolog A, vesicle trafficking protein. The record is from RefSeq and is marked validated. Gene Ontology annotation, biological process: endoplasmic reticulum to Golgi vesicle-mediated transport. Gene Ontology annotation, cellular component: endoplasmic reticulum membrane. The coding region runs from base 47 to 826 and encodes 259 amino acids. The transcript is spliced from 7 exons. Lineage: Eukaryota; Metazoa; Chordata; Mammalia; Rodentia; Muridae.
ACUCCGAGCCGCGGGUCCCGGAGCGACAGGUCUUCUGUGGGUUGAAAUGUCUAUGAUUUUGUCUGCCUCAGUCAUUCGUGUGAGGGAUGGACUACCGCUGUCUGCAUCCACUGAUUAUGAGCAGAGCACAGGAAUGCAGGAGUGCAGAAAGUACUUUAAGAUGCUGUCCAGGAAACUUGCUCAAUUUCCUGAUAGAUGUACACUGAAAACGGGGCGCUAUAACAUUAAUUUCAUUAGCUCUCUGGGAGUGAGCUACAUGAUGUUGUGCAGUGAGAAUUAUCCAAAUGUUCUCGCCUUCUCUUUCCUGGAUGAGCUUCAGAAGGAGUUCAUUACUACUUAUAACAUGAUGAAGACAAAUACUGCUGUCAGACCAUACUGUUUCAUUGAAUUUGAUAACUUCAUUCAGAGGACCAAGCAGCGAUAUAAUAAUCCCAGGUCUCUUUCAACAAAAAUAAAUCUGUCUGACAUGCAGAUGGAAAUCAAGCUGAGGCCCCCUUAUCAAAUCCCAAUGUGUGAACUGGGAUCAGCAAAUGGAGUCACAUCUGCAUUUUCUGUUGACUGUAAAGGUGCUGGUAAGAUUUCUUCUGCCCAUCAGCGACUAGAACCAGCAACUCUGUCAGGGAUUGUGGCGUUUAUCCUUAGUCUUUUAUGUGGAGCUCUGAAUUUAAUUCGAGGCUUUCAUGCCAUAGAAAGCCUCCUGCAGGUACUAGUGAUGGUGAGGAUCUUAAUUACAUUAUUGCAUUUUUCCUUGGGACAGCAGCCUGCCUUUACCAGUGUUAUUUACUUGUGUACUACACCAGCUGGCGGAAUGUCAAGUCAUUUCUGACUUUCGGCUUAAUCUGUCUGUGCAACAUGUAUCUCUACGAACUGCGCAACCUCUGGCAGCUUUUCUUUCAUGUGACUGUGGGAGCGUUUGUUACACUGCAGAUCUGGCUGAGGCAAGCCCAAGGCAAGGCUCCUGACCAUGAUGUCUGACAUCUCCCUUCGGAUGAUUUGCCUUUGCCUUCAGGGGAAGAAGGAGAGGACAUAAAUUUGCUGCCAGUGUGAUGAAGAAACCAGUCACCACACCAGAGAAGCUCUGCUUUCUUUCUCUGCCCAUCUUCCCGUUUUGUUUUACAAAUCAGCCUGUGAGCGUGUGAGACCUGGUAAGAAAACUUCCACAAGGAUCCUUCCUACAGUGGAAUGUCAGGCCAUCACAGCAGAAGUUCAGAAUCACCUGAAGACCUGGCAGGCAGCACUGAAUCCUCACCAGAGAGUUAAGCAAAGCUUAGUCCUGGGACGUGCUCUGAGGACCAGGCAGAAAUGCUGCAACCUAAGUUUGCCUUUGUGAGGCAUUAGUGUAGACCAAUGAAGAAGAUGCUGCAGCAAUUGGAAAGCUACGAUCUAAGACAGCCACUGUACUAAGUGUCAGAUUAUUGGCACAGUUGUAGUAUCGAGAGUUUAUGAAGCCUAGAAUGGCAUGGAAUUGAUUUUUUUUACUUUUUCUGUUUCUGCCACCUUUUAACUCUGGAGAUCACCUGGUGUGGGAGAGGGCUGUGAUGUACAUCUCUACAAUAUCACAAGUCCUGACAACACAGUGAUAACGUGUUUUCUUUCUAGACCAUGUUUAUCAUUUCUUUUGAAAUCACUAAAAAUACAUGAUUCAUUUGACUAUUGUGGUCUUCCAAAUUCUUAUCAUUUGGGUACUAUGUAUACUAUUAUUUGCUUAGUUUCUAACCUUUAAGAUCAUAAAGUAUUUAACAAAGAAAGGAGCCCCUACUCCAAGUGGAAAAUGAGUUAUCAGUUUGCCAGCACACAAUGAAAUGCUAAGUUCUCACAAGGUACUGAUACCCACCAGGGCUCUAGACCCAAGUAGCACAUUCAUUGUAAUAGUGAAAGGUGUUGCCUGGCACCAAAAUGAGAGCCCUGUGGGAUACUCCAAGGAUAAUGGAAAACUGCAAAGGCAAUGGCUUUUUCAUGGUGGCACAGCACUGGUUAGUUAUGGUUACACCCAGAACCAGUUCAUUUGUUCCAGAGCUGCUGAGUGUGAGAAAUGAGACGUCCCCUGACAAUUCCGUUUACUUAAUGGUUUGGGGAGGUAACUGGUAUCCAGAAGAAAUAACACUCUUAUAACCUUGGAAGAUUAUUCAAGCCAUUUUGAAUUCAUGAUAGAGAAGCACAGCUUGAUUCUAUUUGCAAAAAUGUACAAGUCUACUGGUUUGGAGCCAUCAUGAAUGAUUUGCCUUUGUUUUUAAAGAAAAGAUUCCAAACAAGGACUGCAUAGGAUUCUGGUAACUUUAUAUCAUCCCUCAAAACAAUGGGCCUUGGUAUGUAGUCCCUUCAGGGGCUGUAAUUACUUGAUAGGAGGAGUCACUGAACUGCCUCAUCUCUCUAACCCAUUGUGUGGACACUUGCAAAAGUGGAAGAUACCUGGAACCUUCACUGCCCCUCCAUCUUAGAAAAAUAAGGUAGAAGGUAGGCAGUAAGUGGGUUUAUGAUGUCCAUGGUUUAUUUAAAACAAACUCCAAGUCUGUCUAGAUUUCUGUGGUAACAAAGCUGCUAACAAAGUUGUCACGUACCUUCUGAGAGCAGCCCCGAGCGAGGCACCACAUGGACUGUGUUUGGCAUUGUAUACCUAUUGAGCCUUGUAAGUAAAGUGGUUCAACUUAGGAAGGCUUUCUGAGCUAGUGGGUAGAGCAGAAGAGAUUCCUCAUGAUAGUUAAUCAACCAGGAAAUGUGGGCUUUCUGAUUAAUUGUGGCUUUACUACAUCUCCGUAUUUGAUAGCUCUCUUACUGGUUUGAUUCAAAAGCUACCUCAGCAUCACUGUGUUGUGUUGCAGUGUUUAGAAUUUGAGUCUGUUCAGCAGGGGCACUUGAAAAAAAAAUCACCAUUUAUUUCUAAAAGCUUGUUUUUCUGUUUGUGUUUUACCAGCUGUUUUGGGUUAAGAGAGUGUUUAUAUCUUAAUGAAACAGCUAUAAGUAAUCUUUUCUGUAUCCCACUGCCAUCUUUCAUUCUUUAGAAUGUGCAUCCCUAAGAGGGAACAUAAUUACCUUGAUGUUGUCCAAGAAUCUCUAGGCUUGUCAGGGUCCUAGAGAGCCUCUUCAGUGUCUAAGCUGUAGCACUGAUAGCAGCUUCCAUUUGAAGUGCGCCUUUACUCCCAAGCAUUCGCUCCCUCGGGGUCCUCGUGAGGUGUGUGUGGCUGUGCUGGAGUAAUCAGAUCCCCACUUACGUGUCACAUAGCUAAGUACACGUGCGCUAAUUGCGCACCAGGCUCUGUGACCAGUGUGGGACUAAUGAAAGGACUCUGUGACAACAGUCUUCCCAGCAUGUGUCAAUGGAUGUUUAUCUUAAUUUAGUUCUGAAAUGCUGCCUGUUUACUCUGCCAAGAACAGACACUCUGUCAUAAUCUAAAAGUAUUUGCUUACUUUAUUGGUCUGGGUUUGAAAUGUAUUCAUACUGAGUCUUUUCCCUGAAAGAACAACAUGCCAAGAAAAGUCACAAAAGAUGGUGUUGUUAAAAGCUGAACAGAAAGGGAGACAGACCAGAGCAGUGACAUACAAUGGGGAGCUACAGCUGCCACUGUGGCUCGGAGGGUGUGAGUCGGUGUCCAGAAGCUAGGGUCAGAAGGGAGCAAGUUAGACAGGGCUCUGUCAAAGAUGAAACACAUUCCAGAUAAGGUCUCUUGUACUGAUGAAUUUGGUAAAAAUGUUCUCACUUGGGGUCCUGGGAAGUGCUAAAAUGAGCAGAACUCUUAAAUAGACAUUGUAUUUGCAUAUUGUGCAGAUUAUCUGUUUGUCACAGGUUUCCAUUUCUGUGUGUAUGCAUGCAUGUGUGUUUGUGCAUAUGUGUGUGUAAGGAUUUUAUUUUGUUCCUAUAAUUAAGAAUUCUUGCCCUGAGCUAAGAACAAGUACCUAUUAAAGCAUGAAAGUCCAUUUGAGACGAAUGAA